AUGGUAGAAUCAGACUCUAAAACUAAGGGUAGCUCCAUGGUAGAAGCAGACUCUGAAACUAAGGAUAGCUCCAUGGUAGAAACAGAGUCCAAUACUAAGGAUAGCUUUGUGGUAGAAUCAGACUCUGAAACUAAGGAUAGCUCCAUGGUAGUAACAGACAAUGAAACUAAGGAUAGCUCCAUGGUAGUAACAUACUCUGAAACGAAGGAUAGCUCCAUGGUAGAAACAGACUCUGAAACUAAGGAUAGCUCCAUGGUAGAAACAGACUCCAAUACUAAGGAUAGCACCAUGGUAGUAACAUACUCUGAAACUAAGGAUAGCUCUAUGGUAGAAACAGACUAUGAAACGGACUCCAAUACUAAGGAUAGAUUUGUGGUAGAAUCAGACUCUGAAACUAAGGAUAGCUCCAUGGUAGUAACAGACUAUGAAACGGACUCCAAUACUAAGGAUAGAUUUGUGGUAGAAUCAGACUCUGAAACUAAGGAUAGCUUCAUGGAAGAAGCAUACUCCAAUACUAAGGAUAGCCCUGUGGUAAAAGCAGACUCUGUAACGAAGGGUAGCUCCAUGGUAGUAACAGACAAUGAAACUAAGGAUAGCUCCGUGGUGGGUCGGGAGUAA
Pelobates cultripes (western spadefoot toad) is the source of this 618-nucleotide messenger RNA. The record is from the annotation of a GenBank genome assembly. Lineage: Eukaryota; Metazoa; Chordata; Amphibia; Anura; Pelobatidae.